UGUUUCACUCAACGGUCCAAUUUCCUUUCAUCAAAACUCAACCAUAUUGAAACAACAUUCUUCGUUACAAAUCUAAUUUCCAACGUUAUUGCAAUGAACACUGAUGAAAAGGUUCAGCAUGUCACAAAGAAAAGUUCCGACGAACUGCUCAGGAAGUUUGCUGAAGUGGGUAACUCUAACAACGUUCCAAAGAAGAAGAAGAAGAAGAUCACCAAGAGGGUAGAGCCUGCCGCCGCCGCCGCCGCCACCUUCGUUGAACGGAGGUCGCUUCUACCGCCGCCGGCCGCCACGCGAAAGACGGCGUUGCUCCGGCAGAUUGGGAUCGGAGGGGCCCACAUCAUGAGGACAAGGGGUUUCAGAAACAAGUCACUGUUGGGAACGAUUGAGAAGACAUGGCGAAGAAGCAUAGAAGGGGCUUCUAGAGCUUUCAUGGAGAGGCACUAUCAUCACCAUAAACGUUUGAUCAAUGAUAUUGUUUAAAAUCUCUUUGAAGGUUAACAUGUCAAUUCCUUCUCUCAAUGUAUAUUAUAUUGCCCUAGCAAAAACCAAUCUUUUUAUUUUUUAUUUUUUUUUUAUUUUUCCCCCUUUUAUGGAUUAUAAGAUAGACAAUUUUGUUAACUCAUCAUCUUAUUGGUUUAUUCAUUGAUUAUUAUUAUUUAAUAAUAAU
This is a messenger RNA of Vigna unguiculata (cowpea), 667 nucleotides long. RefSeq lists its product as uncharacterized. The record is from RefSeq and is a predicted model, not a curated record. Lineage: Eukaryota; Viridiplantae; Streptophyta; Magnoliopsida; Fabales; Fabaceae.